Molecule: messenger RNA, 946 nt
Organism: Solanum dulcamara
Lineage: Eukaryota; Viridiplantae; Streptophyta; Magnoliopsida; Solanales; Solanaceae
Exons: 1
Coding region: 65-733 (222 amino acids)
Source: RefSeq, a predicted model, not a curated record
GACAACAAUAACAUAAAAGAAACAAAACUUCUUCCUCUUCCACUUCUCUCUUUAUCAAGAAUCAAUGGCUUCUACUCUUACUACUCCAACUCCAACAAAUGACAUUGUUGAUGCUCAAAGUCAUGACACCACAUUCUCAACCCCAGUUUUCCAGCCAGCUCCACCGACGACUCGCCGGAGCCCAUCAUCUCUCUCUUCUUCCCCAUCUCACUCUUCCAACUCUUCCUUUGGAUCAUCACUCUCUUUCCAUGAUAUUCUUGAUGAUCAUAAUUCCCAAAUUAGCCCAACAACUCCUCUUCAAUUUCCAAAAGGGGUACCCUUUUCUUGGGAAAAACUUCCUGGAAUCCCAAAACAAAUAUUUUCCAAGAAAAAUAUCAGUACUUCUCUGGGACAACUUCUCCCAUUAAUGCCACCACCAGCUGGAAAUGCAAAUAUUCCAAAUUCAUCCAAGAAAAUCAGAAGUUUUCUUGAUGAGUUUUCUCCAAGAAAAAGUGCUGCUAAAAGAUUUAGAAAAGAUCCAUUUUUUGCUGCAUUUGUGGAGUGUUCCAAGGAUGAUCAACAACAAUAUGAUGAUGACAUUUGGAAAAAUGUACCUUCAAAGGUACUAUCAAUAAGAAGUUUAAGUGAUAGAUUUGGAUGCAUUAGUAUGUAUACUUCUUGCAAAAGAGCUUGUACAGUCUCUGAGUCCAUUAUUUAUCUUCCAAGAUCAAGAAAUUAUACUAGGAAGUACUAGUGAUCAUGAGUCAAUUAAGUCCUAGAUCCACAGACAGAUGUGAAGCUAGGAUUUUAAGUUUAUCAGUUCUAAAGCGAAUCUAUUGCUCGUUUUAGUUAUGGGGUUCACAGUUAUUAAUGAAUUAGAUAAAUCAUCCGCCCUUCACGCGUGAUUGAAUUACCCUCACAUCUUAUUGAUUUAUAGUGUAGUUGUUAAAGAUACUGAAAAUUCAUA